Molecule: messenger RNA, 611 nt
Organism: Cylicostephanus goldi
Lineage: Eukaryota; Metazoa; Nematoda; Chromadorea; Rhabditida; Strongylidae
Source: the annotation of a GenBank genome assembly
AUGCAUCGUUUGCUAAGCUAUGGCAAUGAAUUGACAUUGAAGGUCACACCAUUGUCUGCCACUUCGAUCAAGGAGGGUGCCCCGAGGAAAACAUUAGGUAAACUUGCUAAGAAGAAGCCAAAACGUCCUCAACGUCGAGUUCCACUUGAGAAGAAGCCAAGAAAACCGUCUUCCCUGCUUCGUCGUCUGAGCGGAAAACGUGCCACCAACGACAUCGUCCCUGGAAGUUCUAGCCAGAAACAGACCUUUAUGCCAAGGUCGGUCUCCAGUCAAGAUGGCGCUAUACUUGGUGGUCCGCUUACCACUACUACCUGUCCUCCAUGUGCAAGUACGUCACAAUCGGGAACGUCAGUCGCUUGUCCAAAAUCUACCUGUCACAAACGGCUCUCGGAUGUUGGUCUCAGAGAGGAGAAUCGUUCUCCAUUAGUAUCAUCACGGCCAUCGUCCCUGAGAGGUUUGAAGCAGCCACUGCCGCCACCAUUGGCCCCUGGAAAUUCCGCAUCAGCCACUCUGAACGUGAAAAUGCCGACAUCUCCCAUACCAGUGAGUCCGUUGGCAAGAACGGAACAUACGGAAACUUCUUCUGCGGGUCCGAUUCUGACAAGGUAAGG